Molecule: messenger RNA, 1239 nt
Organism: Aspergillus niger
Lineage: Eukaryota; Fungi; Ascomycota; Eurotiomycetes; Eurotiales; Aspergillaceae
Exons: 4
Coding region: 1-1239 (412 amino acids)
Biological process (GO): L-valine biosynthetic process; L-leucine biosynthetic process
Cellular component (GO): mitochondrion
Molecular function (GO): branched-chain-amino-acid:2-oxoglutarate transaminase activity
Source: RefSeq, a predicted model, not a curated record
AUGAAGUCAUUUCAAUUCGCUCGUCGCAGGGCGUUGCAAAGCCUCGUCGCACCGCGUGCCUUUCAAUCUCCCGCAACGGCUCAGUUAUGGAAGAGAUGCUUCAGUGCUACUUCAGCUGCUGCCUCCCAACUAGCCCCCCUUGACCCCUCGAAACUUACCGUCUCGAAGACGACUACUCCUAAGGAAUUGACUGCCCCGAAGGACUUGGUCUUUGGCAAGACUUUCACCGAUCAUAUGCUGUCGAUUGAAUGGACCGCGACGGAGGGAUGGCACUCCCCCCAGAUUGUUCCGUACCAGAACCUCAGUCUCGACCCGUCGGCUUGUGUUUUCCACUAUGCGUUCGAGUGUUUUGAGGGUAUGAAGGCCUACAAAGACGAGUCUGGUCAGAUCCGCUUGUUCCGUCCCGACAAGAACAUGGCGCGCUUGAACAAAUCCUCGAAGCGCAUUGCUUUGCCUUCCUUUGAUGGCGAGGCCCUCACCAAGCUGAUUGGAGAGUUUGUGAAGCUGGACAGCAGGUUCAUCCCAAGUGAGCGGGGCUACUCACUGUACUUGCGGCCCACGAUGAUUGGAACUCAAAAGACCCUCGGUGUGGGACCCCCGGGCUCUGCUCUUUUGUUCGUGAUUGCAAGCCCGGUUGGCCCGUAUUACCCUACUGGCUUCAAGGCCAUUUCGUUGGAGGCUACCGACUAUGCUGUCAGAGCCUGGCCUGGUGGUGUUGGCGACAAGAAGCUGGGUGCCAAUUACGCCCCCUGCGUUCUCCCUCAGCUGGAAGCGGCGUCCCGUGGCUUCCAGCAGAAUCUGUGGCUCUUUGGAGAGGAAGAAUAUAUUACUGAGGUCGGCACCAUGAACCUUUUCGUUGCCUUGAAGAACAAGGAAACUGGCCAGAAGGAACUGAUCACUGCGCCUCUGGACGGAACGAUCCUCGAGGGUGUGACCAGAGACUCCGUGCUGGGGCUGGCCAGGGAAAGGCUGGUGCCCAAGGGCUGGAACAUCUCCGAGCGUAAGCUCAAGAUGUCCGAAGUCGCCGAAGCGGCCGAGGAGGGCAGAAUGAUCGAGGUGUUCGGUGCCGGUACCGCAGCUAUUGUCAGUCCCGUGCGGACAAUCAGCUACCGGGGUAAGCUGGUCGACUGCGGCCUGAAGGAAACUGAGGAAGCAGGCGAAAUUGCUCUUCAGAUGAAGAACUGGAUCGAGGGUAUCCAGUAUGGUGAUGAGAGUCACCCUUGGAGCUAUGUCCUCUAA